AGCGCUUGUGGUGGCCGAGUGCCGGUGGUUGGGCGUGCGGGGCCGGCGGGCGCGCGCGCGCCGGCUUUCCAGGUCCCUCGGGAGGUGGGGGAGCGCCCGACGCGGACCCGCCCGGCGGGCGGCGGCGCGCGCAAGGGCCGGAGUGGUGUGCGCGCGUGAGUGUGUAUGUGUGUGAGGAGCUCGGGUGCGAGCACGAGCCGUCAGUCCCCGGUGCGAGUCCGCCGCCGUCUUCCACACCCUCCCUCCAUCUGCGCUCCUUCCCUCCGACUCUCCCGCGCCACCACGGCCGCAGACCGAGGGAGAGCUCUGGAAAGCAGGUGUAGGGGGCGGGCGGGGUCGCACGAGACAAAAGGGAGCGGGGGUCAGCCCUCCAUGGCCUCCCGGAGCCUGGGGGGCCUGAGCGGGAGCCGCGGCGGCGGCAACAAGAAGAGCCUGAGCGCCCGCAAUGCUGCGGUGGAGAGGAGGAACCUGAUCACGGUGUGCAGGUUUUCUGUGAAGACCCUGAUUGAUCGGUCCUGCUUUGAGACAAUUGAUGAUUCUUCUCCUGAAUUUAACAAUUUUGCAGCUAUUUUGGAACAGAUUCUAAGUCACCGGCUAAAAGAGAUUUCCCAAAGUUGCAGAUGGCUGGCUCAUCUCCAAAUACCUCUUCAAGGUCAAGUAACCUGGUUUGGUUAUGAGAGUCCUCGUAGCUUCUGGGACUAUAUCAGAGUGGCUUGCCGGAAGGUUUCACAGAAUUGUAUCUGCAGCAUUGAAAAUAUGGAAAAUGUCAGUUCCUCUAGAGCUAAGGGUAGAGCCUGGAUCAGAGUAGCACUCAUGGAAAAACAUUUAUCUGAAUACAUUUCUACAGCUCUGAGAGACUUCAAGACUACCAGGAGAUUUUAUGAGGAUGGAGCAAUUGUCUUGGGUGAGGAAGCAAAUAUGCUUGCUGGCAUGCUGCUUGGACUCAAUGCUAUUGAUUUCAGCUUCUGCCUAAAAGGAGAAGGAUUAGAUGGCAACUUUCCUGCUGUAAUAGACUAUACACCAUAUUUGAAGUUUACCCAAAGUUCUGAUAGUAUCAGCAGUGAUGAAGAAGAGCUGAGGACUUUGGGAAGCAGUGGUAGUGAAAGCAGCACUCCAGAGAAUGUUGGGCCUCCUUUCAUCAUGGAUGAGAAUAGUUGGUUCAACAAGUGUAAGAGAGUUAAACAGAAGUAUCAACUAACCCUUGAACAGAAGGGUUAUCUUGAAGAACUCCUACGACUUCGAGAGAAUCAGCUGUCUGAAUCUGUCUCCCAGAAUAAAAUACUACUACAAAGGAUUGAAGAUUCUGAUCUGGCCCAUAAACUGGAAAAGGAACAAUUAGAAUAUAUAAUUGUGGAGCUUCAAGAUCAGCUGACUGUGCUAAAGAAUAAUGAUUUAAGAUCAAGACAAGAGUUAACUGCCCACCUCACCAACCAGUGGCCUUCCCCAGGAGCUCUGGAUGUCAAUGCUGUUGCCUUGGAUACGUUGCUUUACCGAAAACACAAUAAACAGUGGUAUGAAAAAAGUUAUCAAAGUCUUGACCAGUUAUCAGCUGAAGUUAGCCUUUCUCAGACUUCACUGGAUCCAAGUCAGUCACAUGAAGGAGAUGGAAAACAAGACACAUUAAAUUUAAUCAGUGAAGGUAAAGAAGAUACUCCCUCAUUACUUGGUCUCUGUGGGUCUCUAACAUCAGUGGCAAGUUACAAAUCUCUAACAAGUCUAAAAUCUAAUGACUACCUUGCAAGUCCUACAACAGAGAUGACAAGUCCGGGCCUAACUCCAUCCUGAAAAAUUUUAUGUUUUUACAUUGCUAAUGUUCGCCUUACGUAAUUUUGCUGGGAAAACCUUUGGAAUUUCAUAUUGUUCUAGCACAUGUCUAGAAUUCUGUUGCUUAUAUUAGAGAAUUCAAUCUACUCCAUGUAAACUUCUGAGUUAAAAAAAUGAUCCUGCCAUUUUUCAUUGUAUUUGUCACUGAGAAAGUUUAAAAAUGUAUAGGCUUAAAUAAUGUACAACUGAAAUUUCAUAAUGUUAUAAACUCUUAUGACCUCAAUAAAAACAAAAGAACAGGCUUAAAAAGCUUUCAAACAUCCUCUAAAUUAAUAAUCCACUGCAAAUGGUACAUAUUUAUUAUUCAGCUGAUUUUCAUAUAUUUAGAUGUAUCAUAAUUGCCAAAGACUUAGUUCAAGGUUUUAUUCCAGAGACGUAAGCUAAGUAUUUUCUUUCUCUCUUUUAUUCAGUGAUUAAAUUUUAUAAAAAUGAUUUAUUAAUUUUAAUUUCUUCCUAGGUUCCAAUGUUUAAAUGCCUGUUUUAAUAUGAGGAGAAGGCUCUCAGCUACAGUUUCAUGGCGGCUUAUUCUGUUUCUUUAACAGUUAUAAUUUGAUAUCAACUUAACAUUCCACUUAACAUUUUAUACAUUUUGUAGGAAUGUGCCUUUAGGCAGUUACUAAAUUUGUUAAGGUCAUAGGGAAAGUAUUUUACAGUAUUUUAGGCCAUUUAAGUAAAAUGAAUAAAUUCCUUAUCUUUUUUCCCCCAAGAUUUUCUUAAAAGGUUAUCAACUAAAAAAUAAGAGCAAAUAUGCGUCAAAAGUUGGAAACAUUUAAAAAGUAGAACAGAUGUUGAAACAGUAUUUCAUCAGGUUCAAUUAAAGAUUUGAGAAGCUUUUAAAUAAGCAUCAGCAGGAUAAUCACCAUAUUGAACAAUAUGUCUGACAUACAGUGCUGUUUUUCUCUCCCUGUUGUGCAACAAUGAAUUGUCUUGAAUGUUUUACAGUUUCUAUCAGUAAUCAUGCCAUAAUCUCAUUUUAAAAUUGAUGCUAAAAAUCCGUACACUUCUACAGGUAAAAAAUUAGUUUUCUGUGUAAAAAAAGCUAUGAGCUGUAUACAUUUCGUCCCUAAAAAUUCCACCAUAUUGAAAGAGAAAAUAUGUGAAGUAUAUUUUCUAUAAUAAUAUGAGGAAAACAGGAUCAAUUGUGCCAAAGAAGUUUUAUAUAUUGUUUACAUGAAGAGGCUACAAUACUUAUUGGGGACUUCAUAUGCUAUUUUUGUUUAUAAAUAAAACAAACAUUACAUUCAAACUUAGGAGCUUUCACAUAUAGGAAUACUGUUCCUCCUAAAGUAAUUUACUGAGAGGAGGCAAGAAACACUGAAUUUAUCACGUUCAUUCUUUGUAUUAGAAAUGCAGGAGUAUGGUGGUUCUCUGCAAUUUUUAGAGCUUUACUCUCAUAAUUUGGAAUUUAAGAUAAUAAAUAAUAACAAGGCUAGACAUAACUUGGAAUUUAAGAUAAUAAA
This is a messenger RNA of Equus caballus (horse), 3284 nucleotides long. RefSeq names its product RUN domain containing 3B (gene RUNDC3B). The record is from RefSeq and is a predicted model, not a curated record. Lineage: Eukaryota; Metazoa; Chordata; Mammalia; Perissodactyla; Equidae.